This is a messenger RNA of Clonostachys rhizophaga, 2892 nucleotides long. Lineage: Eukaryota; Fungi; Ascomycota; Sordariomycetes; Hypocreales; Bionectriaceae. The record is from the annotation of a GenBank genome assembly.
AUGGGGUACAGGCAAUUCGUAGCUGACCUGAGGGCAGCGAAGGAGGCCAACAUCAACGAUGGCGUCAGGGAAAUUCGCACGGGAGAGUCUGAAGGAAGUGUGUCCUUCAAUUAUACACAUCAGAAGCUCGUGUCUCCUUUGGAGAUCCAAGUCUUGGACCAGAACAUCGACGAAUAUCCAGAAGGAUCCUCGUUCAUCCUCUUCACUUCCUCCGAUUGUACAGGGGACAGCGUCGUCUCAUUUCUCAGCCGCCUGGCACCCAAGCUCACAGGAAAGUCCGUGCAGGAGGUGAUAGCGAGCAUCGCGCAUCAUCUCACUGUUUUUAUUGAGAAUCCAGUCGACUCAAAGAACGAACCCUCCGAUGACGUUUUAAUGACGGACCACUCCUCGCAGUCUGACACGUGGGACGAAGAUGAUGAGGACGAGGAUUACGAGCACCAAGAUGACGACGCCUUUGGGCUAUCAGCAGGACUGCCACCAACUCGCCAGGAGCUUGAGAUAAUCAUUCCCCCAUGGCAGGACAAAACUGAGAGGCAACGGCAUGAUUUGGCACUAGCCAUUGACGCUGGCAUUUCUGUCGCCGUCGUGGGCGAUAGAUCCGGACAACUGGGUGAGAUUAUCGCUAUGUCCAUUAACGUCUCUCGCCUGGGCUUGACUGAUGACAUCCAUUCCAUCUGGGGUCUACGGAGCUCCGAUCAUAUCAUGCUUUUACUGCAAUUUCCCGCUUGCUAUCCUUCCCUCGCCGACUUUUUGACCCUCCAAUCCCACCAGGCGGUCUAUCGAGCACGACUCGGCAAAUGUGCUUCAAUCAAACCAUCCCUUUCCUCGGCACGAGCUGCUCUGUCGGCCAGCCAGUAUAGCCAUGGGGACGAGACAGAUGAUCCGAGCCAGAUGCUAGAAGGAGAGAUUCAACCGUCGGAUGCGGAUCAUCGAGUCGAGGAUGAUAAGUUCACCCCCUUGCAUCUCUUUAACUCCAUCACUACUCUGUUGAACCAAGAGUUCCCGGCCUUGUUGCGCACAAGGAGAGAACAUGGUCUUUCCUGGGACAGCGCACAAGAGCUUCUGCUUCGCCGUACCGAAGGCGCCCACGUUCGGGAUGCCAACUAUUUUGGGUCCGACGCCCAGCACAUCGCCGAUGCCCUCGAGAAGGACGAAAAGCAGCAACAGAUGCCGAAUCUUCCGCACAUUUUAGCUCAGGAUCACGCUUUAGAGGAUGAGGCGGCCUUCAGUAUCCCCCUCUCUAUGAUGUUAUUUUCCCUUCGCCGCCUGAUCCAGAGCGGCAAGUAUUGCGCCAGCUGCCACCAGCGAGUGACGGAUGGAUUCGAGGGCAUGAAGCCGUACGUUUGCUCUCGGCCUCUGUGCGUGGAUCAGUACUUCUCCUCCGGUAUGGCGCCCGGCAUUGAGCACGAUAUCAUCAAUUCGCCGGUUGUAGUGGAUCUUCUCAUCAGCUUCUUCUUUUCAGCCGUCAGCACCUCGAGGAUUCGUGAAGUCCCCAAGGGUUUGGGACUCCUUACGCUGUAUUCUGAGAAUUUGAUCAGUUAUCACGAGGAUCUCCACGCAACAGCGUACUUUGCCGAUAGAAGGGUUCAAGUGAAAACCGGUGGUACCCAGCUCAGGGUUGGUGAACGGGUUUUUCUGAUGGACGCAUCAUCUGAAACGGACCCAUUUUCGGACGUUCAAUCUUACCGUCUAUCCAGAUGCCUCUGCCGCGUCACGGCUCUUGAUCUUGAGGGGUUCAACUUUGAGAUAUGUGCUUUCUGGAAGAGUUCGAGUGCUAUGCCGGAACACCCCAAAACCCACCAGUCACUCUCCUUUACAACGACAUAUCUGGACGACGCUAGAAGCAAAAGAGAUGGGAGUACCUACGUACGGGUCCUUCGUUAUCAUCAUUUAUUAGACGACCUCGAAACAUCCAGUUGCUACUCAUCCCUCACCGUUAUGGCCUGCGGCAUCCCCCCAGUCUCCGAGAUGCGAGAGUUUCUUCUCGCAAAACCAGGACGACGCCUCUCCUCAUGGGAGAAAUUGGAUCACCAGACCUACAAGCUCCUCCACUGGAUCAUUGUGUCAAACCAGUCGCUAAUAAUACAAGACAGUCCUGGACCAGGUCAAUCUGCUGACGAAGAAGCCCCUUCAACGCGGCUAGUGGGAAUGCCAGAAAAUUGGAUGCAGUUCCGCUUUCUCCAGGGCUCGCCUGAAAAGGAGCUCACCUUCCAGCAAGAAAUUAAAUCCUCGUUUGAGGAGCAGCUGGCGCGCCGUGAGAAACCGUUUCCCACUAUCUUUGGGUGGCACGGUAGCCACGUUGGCAACUGGCACAGCAUAAUCCGAACGACCCUCGAUCAUAUCAAGAUAGAACAUGGGCGAUCGUUUGGUAACGGUGUAUAUCUCAGCAAGGACCUCAGCACAAGUGCUUCAUAUUCCGGUCUCAACGUUACCAUGGUCACUUCUCCCGAUUUGGUCAACCCACUACCGUAUUUUACCUGGCCGCAUUCCGUGCUACAGGUUGGUUCAGCAGUGGGAUGCUGCGAAAUCAUCAACCAACCCGGCCAAUUCGUCACUGCUGAGCCCUACUAUGUCGUCAACAAUAUCGACUGGAUCCAGUGCCGCUAUCUCUUCGUCCAUAUCAAUGUGAACACCCUGGCUGAGUCUGGUCUGCCUUUCCUUCAGCAGACAACUCGAGGCAGCCUCGGGAAGCUCAGACAGGAUCCUGCGCGGCAGCUUUUGGGGCCCUCAUCAAAACCCAUAGACAUGCCACGUUCAGCAGUUCCGAUUGAGCGAUUUAGAAUGUUCCCAUAUCUUGCGCCUAAAUGGAUCCUUGCUGGGGAGAACAAGAGCGAAGAGUGGGAUGUCACUGGAAGUUCCAAAGGAGUGGACGUCGACGGCAUUUUAGGCUAG